This is a messenger RNA of Colletotrichum karsti, 783 nucleotides long. RefSeq names its product monothiol glutaredoxin-4. Gene Ontology annotation, molecular function: 2 iron, 2 sulfur cluster binding. Bases 1 to 783 code for a protein of 260 amino acids. The record is from RefSeq and is a predicted model, not a curated record. The transcript is spliced from 2 exons. Lineage: Eukaryota; Fungi; Ascomycota; Sordariomycetes; Glomerellales; Glomerellaceae.
AUGUCGACGAUCACCGAGAUCACCAGUCUCCCCGACUGGGAGAAGCACAUCGCCUCCACGCCGCCCUCCACCCUCCACAUCAUCUCCUUCCACGCCCCCUGGGCCGCCCCCUGCGCGCAGAUGGCCACCGUCCUCUCGACCCUCGCCUCAGAAUACCCCGUCACCAGCCCGCCAGAGACCUCCUGGGUGUCCGUCAACGCCGAGGAGCUCAGCGAGAUCAGCGAGACCUACAACGUCACCGCCGUGCCCUUCCUCGUCCUCCUGCGCAACGGCCAGGUCCUCGAGACCGUCAGCGGCAGCAGCGCCGUCAAAGUGCGCAACGCGAUCGAGACACACGCCAAGAAGCCCUCCGCCGGCGCCGGCGGCGCGGCGGCCGUCAACGGCAACACCGGUGUCGAGAAUGGGCCCAGCGCGAUGCAGGUCGACGAGGCUGUGGACCCGGCCAAGGCCAAGGAGGAGCUGUUCAAGAGGCUGGCAGACCUCGUCAAGGCGGCGCCGGUGAUGCUCUUCAUGAAGGGCACGCCGAGCUCGCCCCAGUGCGGCUUCUCCAGGCAGCUCGUCGCGAUCCUGCGUGAGCACUCCGUCAAGUACGGCUUCUUCAACAUCCUGGCGGACGACGAGGUACGACAGGGACUGAAGGAGUUCGCGGACUGGCCUACCUACCCCCAGCUUUGGAUGGACGGUGAGCUGGUCGGCGGGUUGGAUAUUGUCAAGGAAGAGAUUGCCAACAGCCCCGACUUCUUGGGCCCUUACAGCAUCAAGAGUAACGAGACUGCCGCAUAG